AUGUCUUCUCUAUCAACAUCUGAUUUGGCUUCUCUUGAUGAUGCUUCUAAAAAGGAAAUUGCCACUUUCUUAGAGGGUGAGAACUCUAAGCAAAAAGUUCAAAUGUCAAUCCAUCAAUUCACUAACAUAUGUUUCAAAAAAUGUGUUGACUCCGUCAAUAAUCCUGAUUUGAGUUCCCAAGAGGAGCAGUGUCUGUCCAACUGUGUGAAUAGGUUUCUAGAUACGAAUAUCAGGAUCGUGAACGGGCUGCAAAACACCCGUUGA
Messenger RNA from Saccharomyces kudriavzevii IFO 1802, 264 nucleotides. It is a transcript of the gene TIM8, whose product is annotated as protein transporter TIM8. The transcript has a single exon. Lineage: Eukaryota; Fungi; Ascomycota; Saccharomycetes; Saccharomycetales; Saccharomycetaceae. The coding region runs from base 1 to 264 and encodes 87 amino acids. The record is from RefSeq and is a predicted model, not a curated record.